GUCGCCAGCGGCUAUAGACUGUCCACGGAGCAGCUCGAGUUUCAGACUGCACAGAAACAUGUGGUGGACAAUAUUUUCAGUCAUUACCGGACUGCUUAUACUAGUUCUCCGUUUUUCGAAUUGCAGUAGACGGAAAAAUGAGCCUCCUCUGGACAACGGUUGGAUUCCAUGGUUGGGACAUGCCAUGGAGUUUAAAAAAGAUGCUGCAAAGUUUUUGGCAAGGAUGAAAGAAAAACACGGAGAUAUCUUCACAGUACGUGUUGCUGGUCUCCGUGUGACUGUGCUGUUGGACCCAAACUCAUUUGAUAAUGUGCUGAAUGACAGAGAUUCCUUCGAUUACAUCAACAUCAGAAACCUGGUCACACAAAAGGUCUUCAGUCUGCAGCUGGGAAGCAUUGAGCCUACGUCAGAGAGGAUGGCACAGCAUUUUCAAGGUCACAGUCUCUCCAGUCUGAGCAGCUGCAUGAAGACUCACCUUCAGAACCUGCUCCUGCAUUGCCACAAUGGCAGCACUCCUUCAGAGUGGAAACAAGAUGGACUCUUCGACCUCUGUUACAGCCUUCUUUUCAAGGCUGGAUACCUUACACUGUUUGAGAAAGACAAUGCUGAGGCUGUCUACAAAGAGUUCCGCAAGUUUGACAAUCUUCUUACCAAACUGGCUCGUGGCUCACUCAGUAGAGAGGAAAGCAAAAUAGCGAGCUGCUCCCGGGAGCGACUGUGGGAGCUGCUGUCCCCACACCAGCUGAGAGGGGGGUCAGAGUCAAGAACCUGGCAGCAAAGAUACUGUGACAUCCUACAGCAGGAGGGAAUAGAUGCAGAUAUGCAGAAAAAAGCUCUGCUGUUACAGCUGUGGACCACACAGUGUAAUGCUGGACCUACUGCCUUUUGGCUCCUUGGCUUCCUGCUCACUCACCCAGAGGCCAUGGAGGCUGUUAAGUCAGAGAUCAGAGGCCUUUCCACUCUAUGGGAUACUUCCUUUCAGCAUCCCCAGAUCAACCCGCUGGAGGCACACAGCACACCUGUAUUUGAUAGCGUUUUGAGUGAGACCCUACGGCUCACUGCUGCAGUAAUGAUCAGAAGAGAAGUGGUGCAGCAUAAGAUCUUGCACAUGGUCAAUGGACAGAAGUACCACCUCAGACAAGGGGACAUAGUGUGUAUGUUCCCCUUCCUCAGCCCUCAGAUGGACCCGAAGAUACACCAAGAACCACAGAGUUUCAAGUAUGACCGCUUUCUAAAUGAAGAUAUGAGAGUGAAGGAUACAUUCUACAAGAAUGGAAAAAGGCUGAAGUAUUACACCAUGCCUUGGGGCGCAGGGAACAACAGCUGCAUCGGGAAAGCCUUUGCUGUUACAACCCUUAAACAAUUUUUGUUCUUGGCCUUGACCCACCUUGAUCUGGAGUUGUACGACCCCAAGGCUAAACUACCCCCAGUUAAUCCCAGUCGUUAUGGCUUUGGGAUGCUACAGCCAGAAGGAGACCUGCAAGUCCGAUACAGACAGAAGAGAACAGCAUGAAAUGUGAUCUGUUUGCUUACCAUGACUACUGCUGAUUGAUGUACUGUAACAUUAUUUAUUCUGUUAUAUUUUAUCAUUCCA
Archocentrus centrarchus (flier cichlid) is the source of this 1594-nucleotide messenger RNA. RefSeq names its product prostacyclin synthase-like. Lineage: Eukaryota; Metazoa; Chordata; Actinopteri; Cichliformes; Cichlidae. Gene Ontology annotation, molecular function: oxidoreductase activity, acting on paired donors, with incorporation or reduction of molecular oxygen; monooxygenase activity; heme binding. Gene Ontology annotation, biological process: prostaglandin biosynthetic process. Bases 59 to 1513 code for a protein of 484 amino acids. The record is from RefSeq and is a predicted model, not a curated record. The transcript is spliced from 10 exons.